Molecule: messenger RNA, 1493 nt
Organism: Callorhinus ursinus (northern fur seal)
Lineage: Eukaryota; Metazoa; Chordata; Mammalia; Carnivora; Otariidae
Gene: TTC9
Product: tetratricopeptide repeat domain 9
Biological process (GO): negative regulation of apoptotic process; protein folding
Cellular component (GO): mitochondrial envelope; endomembrane system; membrane
Molecular function (GO): protein folding chaperone; protein binding
Source: RefSeq, a predicted model, not a curated record
AUGGAGAGGAAGGGCUCGGCGGCCGCGGCCAAGGGGAACCCGAGCCCGCCCGCGGCCGGCGAGGCGCAGCGGCCGCCGCCGCCACUGUGCGUCCCGGGCGGCGGCGGCGGCGGGGUCCCGGCUCACGGCCAGGCUGGGGCGGCGGCCGAGCCCGCCGAGUUCAUCAGGCGGGCGCACGAGUUCAAGAGCCAAGGGGCGCAGUGCUACAAGGACAAGAAAUUCCGCGAAGCCAUCGGCAAAUACCACCGGGCGUUGUUGGAGCUGAAGGGGCUGCAGCCGGUGCCCGGGGAGCAGGAGCGGGACUCGCGCGCGGCCUCCCCGCCCGGGGCCCCAAACCCCGGCCGCCUCUCGGAGGAGCAGAGCAAGACAGUGGAAGCCAUCGAGAUCGACUGCUACAACAGCCUGGCAGCCUGCCUGCUCCAGGCUGAGCUGGUAAACUACGAGCGAGUCAAGGAGUAUUGCCUCAAAGUUCUAAAGAAGGAAGGAGAGAACUUCAAGGCCCUUUACCGGUCUGGUGUGGCCUUCUACCACCUUGGAGACUACGACAAAGCCCUCUACUACCUGAAGGAAGCAAGGACCCGACAGCCAACAGACACCAACGUGAUUCGGUACAUCCAGCUGACGGAGAUGAAGCUCAGCAGAUGCUCCCAGAGAGAGAAGGAAGCCAUGUAACAGCUGCUGCCGCCCCAGAGCCGGGACUCCCAGGCAGCCCCCAGCGAAGAGCCGCUCCUAGGUUUUGUUCCCUUCUCCCCACUUCCUUCGGCUGCCCCUCAACAACCUGUCUGCUCCCAGUGUGAAAAGAAGGAGACAUGCAGGUUUGGAACCUGGCAGGUUGCCUGCCAUGGAGACACCCCUUCUCUAGCAGGCCAGCUACUGAGAGGGACCUAACUUCUUCGGGGACAGCCGGAGAGGACUCUUACAGGGCCGACAGUGCUGCCGUAGCUUUGACUUUGGCCAGUGCUUCUGACAGAGGCAGAGCCUGCUGAGUGUACCAGCCCAACGGCAGCAGGCACAGAGCCCCCGGGCCGGACCCCUUCACACUUUGCCGACAGACCAGAGCAUCUCAAGGCAACCGUGACAACUCCAGGGAGGAGACAAACACCAGAAGCCUUGGGUGAAGCCAACAGACAGUGAAUUUGUACACUGGAUUCCCUGCCCCCAGUCACCUCAGCCCCUGCCUCCCUCCCUCCACUUGUGGUCUCGGCCUGGCUUUCUUCUCUCCCCCUCAGGGAUCUGAGACUGCCAGGAUUCACAUGCCAUGGAAGCCCACUCUCAGUGCCCUCUGGUGACCACACAUACCAUGCUCCCGGACUCCCACCCAGCAGGCAGCUGGCCACAGCAGAGCGGCAGGGUGAGGUGGGCCAAGGCUGAGCGCUGAAGCGCCGAGGUGACGGAGGGGAGGGGCGGUGACAUCCUAGGGGAAGGAGCAUUGUAUUGCCUUCAGGAUCGAACUGUGGACUAAGUCAGUGUAAAUAAAAAUAAAUUAACAGGCA